Messenger RNA from Quercus robur (English oak), 1308 nucleotides. Its product is annotated as abscisic acid receptor PYL8. Lineage: Eukaryota; Viridiplantae; Streptophyta; Magnoliopsida; Fagales; Fagaceae. Gene Ontology annotation, molecular function: abscisic acid binding; signaling receptor activity; protein phosphatase inhibitor activity. Gene Ontology annotation, cellular component: nucleus; cytoplasm. Gene Ontology annotation, biological process: abscisic acid-activated signaling pathway. The record is from RefSeq and is a predicted model, not a curated record. Bases 255 to 839 code for a protein of 194 amino acids. The transcript has 3 exons.
CAGAGAUAAUAAUAGAGAGGCUUAGAGGUAGGUCGGCUAUGGCGGUGUGACUCUCAAACACACACUCACACACACAUGCUCUUCUGAAUUUCAAAGCUAGGCUUGGGUCUGAUCGGAGAUAGAGACGUCGUCGGUCGGUGAUCGGAGUUUGGGUUUUCCGUCGAGUGAGUGAGAGAGAGGGCUUGUGAUAUGGUGGUUUGAGUGAGAAAAGCUGAGCUGAGCUGAGAGAGAGAGAGAGAGAAUAGUGAAGAAAGAUGAAUGGGCAUGGAGAUAGUAAUGGUGAUGGAAAUGGAAGGUUUAGCGGAGUGGAGUGGGAUUACAUUCGGAGACACCAUCGCCAUGAACCAGCUGAUAAUCAGUGUAGCUCAGCUCUCGUCAAACACAUCAAAGCCCCAGUUCAUCUCGUUUGGUCCUUAGUGAGGAGAUUUGACCAACCGCAGAAAUACAAGCCGUUUGUUAGCAGGUGUGUUGCGCAGGGGAACCUUGAGAUUGGGAGUCUCAGAGAAGUAGAUGUUAAGUCUGGACUUCCUGCAACUACAAGCACAGAAAGAUUGGAACUUCUUGAUGAUGAAGAGCAUAUACUCAGCAUCAGGAUAGUUGGGGGAGAUCAUAGGCUUAGGAACUAUUCUUCCAUUAUUUCCCUCCAUCCCGAGAUCAUUGAUGGAAGACCAGGGACUCUCGUAAUUGAAUCGUUUGUGGUGGAUGUGCCUGAAGGGAACACAAAGGAUGAGACUUGCUACUUUGUUGAGGCCUUGAUCAAGUGCAAUCUCAAAUCACUUGCUGAUGUCUCAGAGCGGCUUGCAGUGCAGGACCGAACUGAACCCAUUGAUCGGCGCUGAAAAUUGGGGCUAGGGAUAUAGUGGAGGCUAGGGCAGCCAAGGAUGAAGCUUCCGAGGCUUUCGAAACUCGGAGGCUUUGGAGACAGACUGGCAAUUAUACUACUUCCUUCUUCAUACAUACUUGCACACUCUUGUCUGCUAUGUUAUUUGCCUUCCUUUUAAAAAUUGUAGUCUGGUUUUCCUGUCUUUAGCAGAUCAAGAACCACAGCUUUUAUAAGAGUUUCAGGAACUUUUCAUUAAUGAAAAUUAUUAAAAAAAAAAAAAAAAAAAAAAUGAAAAAGAAAAAAAAAGGCAAAAAAACGACAGUGUAGGUUCUCUCUUUUCUUCAGGCUUUUGUCCCAAUUGCGGUAUCCUUUUAUGGUUGUAUAUAUGUGCUGGAAAGAGAUGAUGUCUGUAUAUUUGGUUUCUGGUGUAGUAGUUUCUUGUUGCAUUUAAUUGAAGUCUUGUGAAAAGUUAGCAGUGAGUACUA